This is a messenger RNA of Dovyalis caffra, 708 nucleotides long. The record is from the annotation of a GenBank genome assembly. NCBI's taxonomy places the organism in Eukaryota, Viridiplantae, Streptophyta, Magnoliopsida, Malpighiales, Salicaceae.
AUGUUAUGGUGGAAGGCAGGCACAGUCGCAUAUCAAAAGGAUACACGACCAAUAAAACAUGACAUUAGAGAUGUUGGCUCUCUGUUGACCUCAAGGAGCACUAAUCAAAUCAAACACGAAAAGAACGGAGAUAGAGAGACCGACCAAGUGAAGGUGAGAGCAGAUGGGCAAGAUGAUCAGCAUGCAUACGACUGGAGUUCUUUGCUUUCCUUGAAAGAUAUCCAGUCUCUUUGUUUGCAGGAUUCUUGUUUUCCAGGGAAGGGGCACCAAGAUGUUUCUCCAACAACCAUAGCAAGAAUUCCAAAGUCUUAUGUACCGAAUGUUAUCAUGCCAAAAGUUUCUGUUUCUGAAGGCACAGAGAAGAAGAACAAUUUUACUGAGGAUAGACCAAAUAUUAGAGCCAGUUUGAUCCCACGUCCCCGUGCUGUCUUAUCUAGUCCUGACAAUGAUGCAGUGAUCGGAAAUAACAACCGAACUAAAGUGGCACGGCCUACAGCUUCGAAGAAUAAUAAGCUGAUUCAAAGUAGACAUGAACUAUGUAAAGUUGUCCCCAGUCAAAUGACUGAUGCAAGUCCAACAAAUACAAGAAAGUCUAAGAGCACCCCUGAUAAUAAGAGCGAGCUUAAAGUAAAGAAAGGGUCGCCAACGGAAGCAUCCAAUCAGAGAAGAAAGACUGCAACCGAUAAACCACAUUUUAUGAGAAUCUAA